Messenger RNA from Aspergillus nomiae NRRL 13137, 408 nucleotides. Its product is annotated as ankyrin repeat domain-containing protein. The transcript has 2 exons. Bases 1 to 408 code for a protein of 135 amino acids. Gene Ontology annotation, cellular component: nucleus. Gene Ontology annotation, molecular function: protein binding. The record is from RefSeq and is a predicted model, not a curated record. Gene Ontology annotation, biological process: regulation of gene expression. NCBI's taxonomy places the organism in Eukaryota, Fungi, Ascomycota, Eurotiomycetes, Eurotiales, Aspergillaceae.
AUGUCGAUCACUGUGCCCAGGCACGGCCAUGAGGCCGUUGUCAAGAUUCUGGCUGCUCGACGGGAUGUGAUUGCAGACCCAAAAGAUGAUGAAGGGCGAACGUCAUUGCGGUGGGCAGCGCAGGCUGGGCAUGAGGCCAUCGUCAAAGCGUUGGUUGAGAAAGACGUUGCUAUAGAUGCCAAGAAUAGGAAUAGACUGACGCCAUUUAUGAUAGCAUCUGGUAAAGGACAUAAAGGAACAGUGAAGGCGUUGCUUGACAAAGGUGCCGCCAUUAAGACGCAGGAUCCGCAAGGUCGGACGCCAUUAUUACUUGCCACCUGGAACGGGCAUGAUGAAACAGUCAGGGUGCUGCUCGAGAAGGGUGCCGGGUCGGACGCCACUGCUGUGUACUGCUUCUGGUGGACAUGA